UUGUUCUUUGUACAAGGCAACCGCUCCAGUAGCUAAAGCUCCACACAGUAGUGAAUCAAUUAAAAAAAAAUCCAAUCAAAACAAUACUAAUAAUAAACAUGAUAAUUUUCGUUCAAAAACUGUUGUUGGUACACCACCAUUAGAUUUACAAUUAAUACGACGACAUAUGUCUAUUUCACAACCGCCUGUUAUAACACCAGUGACAUUUUAUUCAAAAGCAAAAAUCUAUUGGAGUCAAGUUCCAGCUACCAUAGAUGGAAUGUUAUCAGGUUAUACAUCAUUGAAUGUACCGGAUAUCGCGGAUUCUGAACUGUUUCUUGAUGAUUUUGGACCAUCUACAACAGCGUAUGCAUUAGAUUGUGGUUCAGGUAUUGGACGUGUUACAAAACAAUUAUUAUUACCACGUUUCUCUGUUGUGGAUAUGGUUGACUUGAUACAAGUAUUUCUUACUGGAACAAAAGAAUAUGUUGAUUCUAGAGAUUUUCAUCGUGUUGGUGAACGUUUUUGUUGUGGUUUACAAGAUUUCACUCCACCAACUGGUCGUUAUGAUUUAAUUUGGAUACAAUGGGUAUUAGGACAUUUAUCCGAUUUAGCAUUGUUAGCAUUUUUAAAACGUUGCGCUCGUGGACUAUCAUCGGGCGGUAGAAUUGUAAUAAAAGAAAAUAUCACUUCACCUGGUGGACAUGAUGAACAAUCUAUCAUGUCAUCGGAAGAAGUGAAUUUCGAUGAAACUGAUAGUAGUUAUACAAGACCACGUUCGGCGUAUAUUAAUGCUUUUGCUGAUGCUGGUUUAACGCUGAUUGGUGAACGAGCACAAACUAAUUUCCCAUCAUCAUUUUAUCCUGUUCGAAUGUUUGCAUUAACCUAUGAUGGUAAUUCGAAAGCAUCAUCACCGACAAAAUCAUUGGCGGAAGUUAUGCCACCUCCACCAUCACCACCACCUGUAAUUACCGAAAAAUAAUGUGCCCUAGUUUGUUUUUGUUUUUCUCUCUAUUGACAAACAAGUGCUACAACCUGUCUAUUUUUUUUGUUGUUACAAGUGUAUGUAUGUGUGUGUGGGUGGGUGCGUGCAUGUAUGUAAAAUGUACAUUUUCUCUUGUUCUCACUACCUCUACUUCACUCCACUCCACUACGACUCUCCCUCUCUUUCUCCUACUGUUUCUUCCUCUUUAGCUCACUCUUCAUAAUUACAAGUGCAACCGAAAUGUGUACCACUACUUUCUCGCUCUCUCUCUCUCUCUCCAUGUCUGUGUGUGUGUGUCUGUGUGUUUGUGACUGUGGAAAAUGAAAUAAAACAAAAUAAAAUCAAGAUUAUUUUUCUAUUGAAUAAAAAAACAAGCCAAACCAAUAAUUAAUUGAACAUUGAACCGCGGGUUUUUCUAUUUUUAUUAUUGUUUAAACUGAUUUGAAAGUGUGUGUUUGUGUGUGUGUACAAUAUGCCUAAUCCGCUGUUGCUACUGCUGAUAUUACCACUGUACUGUACUUUUCCAUGUUUGCUCAUUUGCCCAAUAAUAAUGGAACUAUAGAGUCAGUCAGUCAGUGGUUAUUUUUUAAAUUUGAAAAUUGAAAACUUUUGAAGAGAGUGUUUUUUCUUUUUGAAAAUCGAAAAAAUAUAUAUAUAUUACCACAUAUUUACAAUUACACUGAAGUUAUCCUUGUGUUCAGUGAAUUUUUUUUUUUCGUAUGCAACGAGAGUGUUUGUUAAUGAAUUGAAUAAAACAGAUUUCUUCAUUUUUUUUAUCAAAGUUUUGUUGUUGCCAUUGUUCUUGUGAUGAUCAUCAUUGUUAUAUUACUACUAUUAUUAUUAUUAUUACUAUAUAAACACGCGAUUAUUGAUUGAUACAA
This is a messenger RNA of Schistosoma turkestanicum, 1845 nucleotides long. Lineage: Eukaryota; Metazoa; Platyhelminthes; Trematoda; Strigeidida; Schistosomatidae. The record is from the annotation of a GenBank genome assembly.